AUGAAUUGUUGUUCUUUUCUAUUCAAAAUCAAUGUAGACCACAUGUGUAUUGCUGCGGGAGGAGCAUUGCNGCAUUGCAUAUAUCCGGUUUCUGAAAAUCCCCCACUCGAUGACACUGUACCGUUCGCGAAAGAAUCGUUCUGGAUUACAGAAAACUCAUUGGCAUUUGUCCAAGAAGAUCUCAGUGAUGAUACCGAAGAUAAAGGUGUGAAUUUUCCACUGUUGUUGCUCGGUUCACAAAUUGGAUUCAAUUUGGCAUACGCCUCGGAGGAACAACGCACGAGGCCAACAACAAAUACACUAAAUCUGCCCCAAAUUAUGCUUGUUCAUUUAGAAAGUGAUGAGAAAUCGUCAGAUGUGAUGGACUCCGAGGUAGUUGAAACGAAGUCGGAAAAAUUGUCUCCAAUCUCAACAGAGGAGCAACCACAACCGCAGCAGCGAAGCAAGUCUCCGGAGAAUGAUCUGCAACCAGAUCAAGCCGGGGAACAAUCGGUACAACAAAUCAGUCCACCGCCAACACCGAUUGAUGACCCUUGGGUUGAAUAUGUGAAACCGACUUCAGUGGAACAACGACUGGAAUUGUCAACCAACGCGGACCCAUUCUGUAUCUACAUUGACCAGUUGCGAUUUAUGCCGGACAACUGCACAGUCUUCAAGGUGAGAGUUUAUAUCGAGGGUAAGGUUAGUCGACUGAAGUCAUUUAGUGUGGAACUUACCCCACCUGGUUGGGUUUAA
Molecule: messenger RNA, 735 nt
Organism: Echinostoma caproni
Lineage: Eukaryota; Metazoa; Platyhelminthes; Trematoda; Plagiorchiida; Echinostomatidae
Source: the annotation of a GenBank genome assembly